ACGUCAACGCGCAGGAGCGGCAGGAGGGAGCGGCUCUGGUCGAGAGAGCUUCACGGAGAGCGGGAGAGAGAGCGACGCGCAGCACAGCGGACGGGUGGAUGACUCAGACAGACGGUCAGGAUGCGUGAAUAUAAACUGGUUGUUUUAGGAUCAGGAGGCGUCGGGAAGUCAGCGCUGACGGUCCAGUUUGUUCAGGGAAUCUUUGUGGAGAAAUACGACCCGACGAUAGAGGACUCGUACAGGAAGCAAGUGGAGGUGGACGGGCAGCAGUGCAUGCUGGAGAUCCUGGACACGGCUGGAACAGAGCAGUUCACGGCCAUGAGGGAUCUGUACAUGAAGAACGGCCAGGGCUUCGCUCUGGUUUACUCCAUCACCGCUCAGUCGACCUUCAACGACCUUCAGGACCUGAGAGAGCAGAUCCUCAGAGUGAAGGACACCGAGGACGUUCCCAUGAUCCUGGUGGGGAACAAAUGCGACCUGGAGGUGGAGCGCGUCGUGGCCAAAGAGUCGGGCGUCGGCCUCGCCCGCCAGUGGAACUCCUGCGCCUUCCUGGAAACGUCGGCCAAGAGCAAGAUAAACGUCAACGAGAUCUUCUACGACCUCGUCCGGCAGAUCAACAGGAAGACUCCCGUUCCAGGAAAUACUCGCAAAAAGCCCGUCUGCCAACUUCUCUAAAGACAGUUCCAACUUGACCGACAACCUUCAAGCCAACCAAUCACAGAGCAUCUUCCAGCUGGCCACGCCCCUUUAACACAACCACGGCAUCAUCAAUAUCAGCCACCGCUAUACCCUCUGUUAUCGUGACAACCAAGUCCCAUCCCCUCAGCGGAGACUGUUGCCUUGGAAACAUGAAAAGAUCCCUCAAAAACAUCCGACGAUGAUGACGGUGAUGGAGGAGGGCGGGCUUUUCCAAACAACUUCCCAGAUUAAAACUCCAGUUCCCAUCAUCCUCUCUGCUGAGGCUCUGCUCUGGGGGAACCGCCUCCAACUUUUUUUAUUUUUAUAUUUUUUGUUCCUUAUCAUUUCUUUUUCUUUCACUUUUCGUUUUCCAGCAUUUUUUUCUAAUUCAACCGCAUGCAGCUUGACCGUCAGCCAUCUUGGCACUGCGGUUGCCACGGUGACGGCUGUCUGUGUGUACCGCUCUGGUUAAACCUGUGGAUCCUUACAGUGGUUAUUAUUAUUAUUAGUAUUAUUAUGGCAGUGCUUAUUAUUAUAAUUCUGUGUAAAAAGAAAAAAAAAUAAUCUAAAGUCAGUUGAUGUUUUUUAGUUUUAAUUUCCAGGUGGGCGGGGCUAACGGUGUCAGCAGGUCAUAGGUCAGCUCACUGUGUUGCUAAAGUUCAAACCGGUUCAGUUCAAAACUAAAAGUUUCAUCAAGUGACGAUGCAGAAGUUUAAAAUCCAGGUUUCAAUAAAGCAGAGCAGAUUUUCAGAGUGAAUCAUGUUCAUGUUGUUCCACAGGACACACGUCGCUAUCAAUACAAAAAUCAAUUUAUAAAUUGGUUAUUAAAGCAGAUCAGCUGUGAUUUAUGGUUCUACUGGGAUUUAUUGGGAAACUGAGAAGAGAAAUAGGAAAAUGUGUGAAUUAUGGAAGAUUUGUUGGUGAAUUCAGAUUUUUUGUUUUUGAUGGCAUUAUUCCAAAGAAAUAAUUGAUUUAGCUAGAAGGUAUGCUAACAGCUUUCUUCUAAUUCAGUAAACUGUAAUUUUAAGAAUAAUUAUAAUAUAUAAAAUAAUUAAUCGCUAUAAACACUAAUGCUCCACUAUUUGGAAGGUAUUAGAUUCAUAAAAUACAAUAAAAUUAAAUGCUACCUGGCUAGCCUAAAACGUUAGCGCUGCCUUUAGCUUUCAGCUAAAUUAAUACAACAUUAUCUUGAAGCUCUUGAGGCUACAUAACUUUUAAGCUCUAGUUGCUAAAGUUACUAGCUACUUAGCCAAUAGCUAAUGUUAGCAUUAAUGCUAAUACUAGCUUUAAUUAUUAACUCUAGGAUCUUGUAGGUUAGGUUAUAGAUAAAAGUAUAUAGUACCAAUGAAACUAUUAGUUUUAAGUAAUGCUAGCUUUAGCUGUUAGCUUGAAGUGCCUGUCGCUGAAGCAAAUUCUAAAAUUAGUUGCUAGUAAGUUAGCUUUUGCAACCGUUCUGUGCUUAUUUUUGAAAGCUUUUCUUUUGUUGAGUAAUAAAUAUUUGUACGUUGCUGUAAACUUGUGGAUAAAUAUCAGCUGAGGAAGAGAAAACUUUGAUGAAAGGGCAAAGCUAGUGAGUUAGCGAACGUGUUAGCAGCACAGUGAGCUCAGUCAGAACCUGCUGUGAUGGGCGAACAUGUUGCCUUCAGACAGCAGACUCACACUGGUCCAGAAUAUUUAUUUGGGCAGAACAGCUGAGAUGGAGUUACAGAAAACAGAAAAAGUGUUUGUAGUUUGGGUUUCAGAUUCAUUCCCCAGGUGGGGAUUUAGCCUGUGAAGCUGCACAAAGUCGGUGAACAGCAGAUUAUUUUUGUUUUUAAUGAGUGUGGUGGCGUUACAGAACCAGUACGUCGGACCUCUGUGAGUUCUGCUGCGGUGUUGUACUGUGGUACGGCGCGGUACUGCUGCCAGUAUUCUGCUUCUCCUCCAGUACGUUCAGUCAUGUAGCAUGUUGAUGUUCAGUAAGUACUCGGUCUGACCUCCAGGAGGUGCUGUGACGGUUUGCAUGCCGGUCAGAGAGACGGAGGGUCUGUUUGCAGCCGCGGUGAUCGGACCGCUACGUUUCUGCCAGCAGGGGGCGACAGCGUGCUUAAACAGAAUCUAACACAUUAAUGUCUCGUUUUUCAGUGCUUGGUAAUUUAUUUUCCCCGGCUUUCUAAGAAUGUGUUUUAUAAAUGCCUGUUUUAUAAAUGCCUAUGAAUGUCCUUUUACCUCUUUCCAGCUACUUUUACACUGAUUUCCUCGGACGUUUCAGUGAGUUGGUGUGUUUUGUGGGAGCCGUGGCUGCAGGCGGACCUUUCCGGCCUCCAAACAUCGGGCUGCAGGGGCUUUCGUCAUUUGCCAAACUCAGAUUCUGGAUGUCUGCUUGAAAAUCUCUUUGUUUUAAAGAAUAUUGAGGCCUUAACAGUAGUGGUUGUACUAAUAAUUAGCAUUUUUCAGUUGUGGGGUUUGUAAAAAAAUGUAGUAAAUGGAAUAAAACUUUGUGAUGUAGCUAUAAGCAGAUAUGUUUGUGUGAUGCUUUCAAAGGAAAUGUAACAAAAGUUCAAAUGGUGUGCAAUAAUAAACUUCUCCUGUCCAUCUAUCUGCUUACACCCACAUUACAAUGUUUUAUGAACCAUUUUAUACGUUUAAUUUAAAUUGUUGGAAUUCCCCAAAACGCCCAACUUUACGCUGAAGUGACGAUUGCAACUGCAGCUAAAUGCAAAGUGGAAAAAGUUCCCCAUGAUUGAAAUAAUGUCUUUUUUCUUUUUUUUUACACUGUAUGGCACAGUGACCAGUGAAAUGUAAAAGAAACCAGUUCAGCCAGUGAAGCACCAGGCUUAGAACUGGUAUGGAGGUUGUCUGAACUGGUUUUUUCAUUCCAGAAACCCGCAGCAGCAGGAGAGGCAGCAGAGUGGAGGGGGGCGAAGCCAAAUGUAAAAACAAAACAAAACUAAGAAGCCUUAAAUGAAUAAAACUGGUGCAAUUUUGUAACAGAAA
This is a messenger RNA of Xiphophorus maculatus (southern platyfish), 3654 nucleotides long. RefSeq names its product ras-related protein Rap-1b. Gene Ontology annotation, molecular function: GTPase activity; GDP binding; GTP binding. The transcript is spliced from 8 exons. Gene Ontology annotation, cellular component: plasma membrane. Gene Ontology annotation, biological process: Rap protein signal transduction; cellular response to cAMP; negative regulation of synaptic vesicle exocytosis. NCBI's taxonomy places the organism in Eukaryota, Metazoa, Chordata, Actinopteri, Cyprinodontiformes, Poeciliidae. Bases 121 to 675 code for a protein of 184 amino acids. The record is from RefSeq and is a predicted model, not a curated record.